AUGGCGUUGACUGCCGCGGAAGCCGACGAGACCUCCAACACAGAAACCCCCAGCAUUGACGUCCAUUACAAAGUUCUAAGUUAUGUCAGAGAUUUUGUUGGGUGGCAACAAUUAUCUGCAAAAGUAUCCCCUCCCUGAAAAGAACAUGCUUCUUUGAGCAUGCGCUUUCUUCCUCAAUCUAUGGGUUAAGAGGAAUAAUUUCCAUCUUUACUCAUAACCCAUAUGGUGGAAGUCUUUAUAGGUUAUAAUGGUAUCAUAAAGCUCGUAGGCAAGGAUUCUUCUAGCAUACAGAAGCAGAAGUCAAAAAAGGAAGAAGAAAAAGAGAAAAGAGAAAGGUGGGAAUAAGCAUAUCCUCAAUCAUAUAUAGACGAUUUAAAGGUUGAGGCUUGAAAUUCCUUUGCUUUUUUAGAAAAUGGGUAGGCAACAGUCGCUGCGGAACAAAGCCGUCCACUUUGUUUCUGAUCUCACCACUGUUUUCCUCAACCCCAUCUCUGACAAACCCUCGGAACCUCAUUCUCAUCCUCCUCCUUCACCCACUGAAGAUGCAAGCAAGUCAAAGAGAAGUGAACAAGAGUCAGUUAGUGCAGAGGGUUCUGGGGAUGUAGUCGAUGGGCCUGAUACUUCUUCUUUUCCAGCAUUUCUCUAUUCCCUAUUGUCAUCCUCUGAGCCUGGGGAUAAUUUGAAGUCAGAUGAACAGAAUAAUGACAAAGUAGAAUCAGGGGACCAGCAAUCUGACACUCUAACGAAAGAAAGUGGUGGGAAGAAAAGCUUAUUUUCUAGGGGGAAACAUUCACUCGGUAAAGCUAUUUACAGGGCUGCAAGGAUCGGUGGCUAUCGAAACCAAGAUCGCAAGGGUGACCCUGACAUGAUAUUUGAUGGGAAUGAUGCAGGAGUUUCUGGAGUUGAAAUGAGGCAUAUGGAAAAUGAGAAAGAGUCUGUGGGCUUGGUCAAAGUCCCAGAUGUUUCUGAACCUUCAUUGCUUCUUUCAGAGAAAAGUAGAAGUGCUCUUUAUGCUUCCCUUCCAGCACUUGUUCAAGGGAGGCAAUGGUUAUUGCUCUAUAGUACAUGGAGGCAUGGCAUAUCACUUUCAACCCUGUACCGAAGGAGCAUGCUUUGGCCCGGGCUCAGCUUGCUGGUUAUUGGAGACCGUAAAGGUGCAGUAUUUGGUGGCUUGGUUGAGGCACCCCUAAGACCAACCAACAAGAGAAAAUAUCAGGGAACCAACAGUACAUUUGUUUUCACGAAUAAACCCGGACAUCCUGUUAUCUAUCGCCCAACAGGUGUAAAUCGCUAUUUUACUCUGUGCUCCACUGAAUUUCUGGCAAUUGGUGGAGGUGGUCACUUUGCACUGUAUUUGGAUGCUGAUCUAUUGAAUGGAUCAAGUUCUGUUUCGGAAACAUAUGGAAAUCCUUGUCUUGCGCACUCGGAAGACUUUGAAGUGAAGGAAGUUGAGUUGUGGGGCUUUGUAUAUGCUUCAAAGUAUGAGGAGAUGCUUUCUUUAAGCCGAACGGAGGCUCCUGGGAUAUGCCGAUGGUAAAUGCUCCUCAAGCUUUUUGUGAUAAUUGGUCAUGUUGUAGUCAGGUAGCUGCAGCUUGGUGCUAAUGGUACUCUUGCAUGAUGCUGAAUGUCUUUUGUAUACACCAUGAUAUGCUCCAAAUACCAGGUUAUGUUUGUACAUACAUGUGCAUCCCAUUUACACAAAGAGUGCUUAUGUAUUGAACUGCAAGUUUUUAUGGAUAAAUGGUAGAUUUUGAUGGCAUACCGAUUGAUAA
Juglans regia (Persian walnut) is the source of this 1772-nucleotide messenger RNA. RefSeq lists its product as uncharacterized. The coding region runs from base 413 to 1537 and encodes 374 amino acids. Lineage: Eukaryota; Viridiplantae; Streptophyta; Magnoliopsida; Fagales; Juglandaceae. The transcript is spliced from 8 exons. The record is from RefSeq and is a predicted model, not a curated record.